Crotalus tigris (Tiger rattlesnake) is the source of this 3665-nucleotide messenger RNA. RefSeq names its product protein kinase D1 (gene PRKD1). The transcript has 19 exons. The record is from RefSeq and is a predicted model, not a curated record. NCBI's taxonomy places the organism in Eukaryota, Metazoa, Chordata, Lepidosauria, Squamata, Viperidae. Gene Ontology annotation, biological process: protein phosphorylation. Bases 259 to 2943 code for a protein of 894 amino acids. Gene Ontology annotation, molecular function: protein serine/threonine kinase activity; ATP binding.
CGCUACCGCCUCCUCCUCUUCCUCCAGUGAGUGCUGGGAGACGCGGCGGCUGGAGGCUACCCCCUCGAGGCUCGCCUUCCUCUCCAAGGGUAGCUGAGUUCCGCUCGGCGUCCUUUGCCGUCGCCUCUUCGUUGCCAGCCGAGUGGCAUCAGGAAGUUUGCAAAAGCCCCACUUUAUCUGGCAAACUCCACCUUACUAAGCCGCUCUCUCUCUCUCUCUCUCUCUCUGCCACAUCUUUCUUGCUGCGGGAAGUUGUCGAUGAGUGCUCCGCCGGUCAUCCGGCCGCCCAGUCCUUCGCAGCCCGGCGGCGGCGGCGGCGGCGGCGGCAUCUCUUUCCACCUUCAGAUCGGCCUCAGCCGGGAGCCGGUGCUCUUGCUGCAAGACUCCUCGGGGGAGUUCAGCCUGACCCAUGUCCGGGAAAUGGCUUGUUCCAUCGUCGAUCAAAAGUUUCCUGAAUGUGGCUUCUAUGGGAUGUAUGAUAAAAUCCUGCUUUUUCGUCAUGACCCAACUACUGAAAAUAUACUCCAGCUGGUGAAGUCAGCUGUUGAUAUCCAAGAGGGUGAUCUGGUUGAAGUUGUCUUAUCAGCUUCUGCAACUUUUGAAGACUUUCAGAUUCGGCCACAUGCUUUGUUUGUCCAUUCUUACAGAGCACCAGCCUUCUGUGACCACUGUGGAGAAAUGCUGUGGGGGCUUGUACGUCAAGGACUUAAAUGUGAAGGGUGUGGCUUAAACUAUCAUAAGAGAUGUGCAUUUAAAAUCCCUAACAACUGCAGUUGUGUCCGGAAGAGACGAUUAUCAAAUGUUUCAUUAACAGGACUUGGUAAUAUCAGAACAAUGUCUGCUGAACUUUCGUUUACACCUGCAGAUGAAGGACUCCAGAUUCCUGCAAGCCCCAGUUUUGAGCAGAAAACACCACCUGAUUUUUCAUUUGGAAGAGAGAAGAGGUCUAAUUCGCAAUCACACAUUGGGCGACCUAUUCAGCUUGACAAGAUUUUGCUUUCCAAGGUUAAAGUGCCUCAUACUUUUGUCAUUCACUCAUAUACAAGGCCAACAGUUUGUCAGUACUGCAAAAAGCUACUUAAAGGACUUUUUAGACAAGGCUUACAGUGCAAAGAUUGUAGAUUCAACUGUCACAAACGCUGUGCACCUAAAGUACCAAAUAAUUGCCUUGGAGAAGUGGCCAUUAACGGAGACUUGCUUAGCCCAGGAACCGAGACUGAUAUAGUGAUGGAAGAAGGAAGUGAUGACAACGACAGUGAAAGAAACAGUGGCCUCCUAGAUGAAAUGGAAGAUUCUAUGAUGCCUGAUGCUGAGAUGGUGACAGUGAAUCCAGGUGACAGCGGAGACAUGCAGGACACUGAUCUUGACCAGGAUGAAAGUAACAGAAUGAUCAGCCCUUCAACAAGCAAUAAUAUCCCAUUAAUGAGAGUGGUACAAUCUGUCAAACAUGCAAAAAGGAGAAGUAGUACAGUAAUAAAAGAAGGAUGGAUGGUACACUACACAAGCAAAGACAGUUUGAGGAAGCGGCACUACUGGAGAUUGGAUAGCAAAUGUAUCACUUUGUUUCAAAAUGAAACUGAAAGCAAAUAUUACAAGGAAAUUCCAUUGUCUGAAAUACUAUCCCUGGAAGCUGCAAAAAAUAUGAGUUUUUUACCAGAAGAAGCAAAUCCCCACUGCUUUGAAAUAACUACAGCUAAUGUGGUUUAUUAUGUUGGGGAAAACAUUGAAAACCUACCAAGUCCUUCAGCUAAUAACAGCGUUCUCACAAAUGGUUGUGGCCCAGAUGUGGCGAGAAUGUGGGAGAUGGCAAUCCAGCAUGCCCUGAUGCCUGUCAUUUCCAAAGGAACAUCCACUGCUUCAGGACCAAGUUUGCACAGAAAUAUAUCCAUAAGCAUUUCUGUAUCCAAUUGCGAAGUCCAAGAAAAUGUGGAUAUCAGUGCAGUGUAUCAAAUAUUUCCAGAUGAAGUUUUAGGAUCUGGACAGUUUGGAAUUGUUUACGGAGGAAAACAUCGGAAAACAGGAAGAGAUGUAGCAAUUAAAAUCAUUGACAAACUGAGAUUUCCAACUAAGCAAGAAAGCCAACUUCGUAAUGAGGUUGCAAUUUUACAGAAUCUGCAUCACCUAGGUGUUGUAAAUCUGGAAUGCAUGUUCGAGACACCAGAAAGAGUAUUUGUUGUUAUGGAGAAGCUCCAUGGAGAUAUGUUGGAGAUGAUUUUGUCAAGUGAAAAAGGAAGGUUGCCAGAGCGGAUAACCAAGUUUUUAAUUACACAGAUUCUUGUUGCUUUGAGGCAUCUUCAUUUUAAAAACAUUGUUCAUUGUGAUCUCAAGCCAGAGAAUGUAUUGUUAGCAUCAGCUGACCCUUUUCCACAGGUGAAGCUUUGUGAUUUUGGUUUUGCCCGGAUUAUUGGAGAGAAGUCAUUCAGACGUUCACUUGUGGGUACACCAGCCUAUCUUGCUCCUGAAGUUCUGAGAAACAAAGGAUAUAACAGAUCACUUGAUAUGUGGUCUGUUGGAGUCAUUAUUUAUGUUAGUCUCAGUGGUACAUUUCCAUUCAAUGAAGAUGAGGAUAUUCAUGAUCAAAUCCAGAAUGCUGCUUUUAUGUACCCACCUAAUCCCUGGAAGGAAAUCUCUCAUGGAGCUAUUGAUCUCAUAAAUAAUUUGUUGCAAGUUAAAAUGAGAAAACGUUACAGUGUGGACAAGACAUUAAGCCACCCUUGGCUGCAGGAUUACCAAACCUGGCUAGAUUUACGAGAACUUGAAUUCAAAAUAGGUGAGCGUUAUAUCACCCAUGAAAGUGAUGAUUCCCGGUGGGAACAAUAUGCAGGAGACAAUAGUUUGCAGUAUCCAGCACACCUUAUGAGUCAGAGCCUUAAACACAAUGAAAAUCCUGAACUAGAAGAAGCAGAGUUGAAAGCGCUCAGUGAGCGUGUCAGCAUCCUUUGAAUCACAAUCUGUCAAAACCACUGUGGAAUUUAAUAAAUACAUACGGUCAUGUUUAACUUUUGCUUUGUAGAACAUGCCAUUAAUUUUUGUCUGAUGGGAACAAAGCUGUUAUGCUGUUGCCACCAUUGAUGUAUGGGAGUUGCCAAGUCAAAUCAACAGAUUAUUACUAUUGUUAUUAUUAUUAUUUGUGAACAAAUGUGUUAUAUUAACAAAAAAAAAAGUUCCCAGGAAUAAUUCACCUGUUGUUGUGAAUGAUUUCUAUUAUACGUUAAGCAUCCAGACCUGUUUCCACUGUGCCUUUUCAGGUGAAGAUUUUCUCUUAAUCAAACUUUUCUGUCUCAGAUGGAACUGGCUGUUCUUUGGUUUUAUGUGCAGCAUGGAUGAGCAUUGUGUGCAAACUCUUGAAGAGUAGAUUACUACCACUGUUCUGUGAACAACUUUUUACUGUUUUUUUUAAAAUAAAGUUAAGGACUUGCGAUUUUUGUUCUUGCCAUGAAACCGUGUAUUGGCAUCCUGAUACCAGGAAGCAUGAAUAGAAAUUGUACAGUUGCAUAGUAAGGGUGCAGCCAAUUUUCAAGCAUGGACACCUUAUAAUGGAAACUGCACCCUCUUCUUAGUAGCUUAUUUCCUUGUUCUUAUACAGUCUGCUGUAAAUUGUACAUUUAGAAGCUGAGCAAAAUGAUAUUUUCAUGAAUGUUUUGAAUAAAAUUCUGCUUAAAGCA